AUGGAGGUUAGCAAUAAAAUUAUACCUCCCCAUCUUAACGCUGAAGUUUACAGAACGGAUACGACCGGUACCAGUACACUGUCAUAUUUGGAUUAUAUUCGAAUUCAUCCAGAUGGAACAGUUUUAAUUGGAUGUUCAGAAUUAACUGGCCGUUAUUGGAAUGGAGGUGUAAAUAUAUUUAAAAAUGGACCAAGUGGAGAUAAUUUUAUUAAAGAAGCAAAGAAAAAUAUUAACCUUACAAGUGGAACUGCAGAUGGGUGUUUUAUAGAAAAUUCAAAUAAAGUUUUUUUAUGUGAAGACAGUGGUGCAGUAAGUAUAUGGACAACAAAUGAUGAUGCAUGGAAACAGUGGAAUGAAGAGUUGUCAGUGGCAGAACAUGAUGAUGCAGUACUAGCUGUUGAGUGCUUAAGCCCUGGCAAGGAAUAUAUCACUGCUGGUGGAGAUGGCAAUGUUAAGGUGUGGGAUGUUAAUGAAUUGCUCUGUAUAAGAAACUAUCAUUCCGCUCAUACAAUGGCUGUCAACACUGUGUCAGUUAGAACCAAAUCACAGAAAAAUUUUGCAACUGGGUCCUUAGAUCAAUAUAUAAGUUUAUGGGAUGAGAACAUUUCUAAACCAGUUUGUGAUGUUAUUAAGAACGACUGUGGUAUUCGUUGUUUAAGAUGGAUUGAUGAAUACCGAUUGUUGUUUGGUGAUGAAGCUGGUUGGAUAAGCCUAGUGGAUAUUAGAAAACCUGGAGUCUCAGUAAAGCUAGUUGAGUUUCCAGCUGCCGUUCAUCAAAUAGUAAUUCAGUCUGGAUCAAGUCGAGUUGCAGUUUGCUGUGACAACAAAACUGUUAACGUGUAUGAAAUACCAGAAGAUACAAAUAUAAGAAACAUAUAUAAAAACGGAAGUAUGCAUAAAGGUUUUGUAAGAGGCAUAGCUUGGGACCUUCAUGACAAUAAUAUUUUGUACACUGUGGGAUGGGAUGGCGAGCUAAUUAAGCACUGUAUCAGUGAAUAA
Messenger RNA from Parnassius mnemosyne (clouded apollo), 999 nucleotides. NCBI's taxonomy places the organism in Eukaryota, Metazoa, Arthropoda, Insecta, Lepidoptera, Papilionidae. The record is from the annotation of a GenBank genome assembly.